Messenger RNA from Penicillium brevicompactum, 2181 nucleotides. RefSeq lists its product as uncharacterized. The transcript has 8 exons. Gene Ontology annotation, molecular function: sequence-specific DNA binding; DNA-binding transcription factor activity, RNA polymerase II-specific; zinc ion binding. NCBI's taxonomy places the organism in Eukaryota, Fungi, Ascomycota, Eurotiomycetes, Eurotiales, Aspergillaceae. Gene Ontology annotation, cellular component: nucleus. Gene Ontology annotation, biological process: positive regulation of transcription by RNA polymerase II; DNA-templated transcription. The record is from RefSeq and is a predicted model, not a curated record. Bases 1 to 2181 code for a protein of 726 amino acids.
AUGAACACAUUCGAAGCCUCGCGCCCUUCUCGUCGAGCUCACGCCUGUAAGCAAUGUCGGACUGCCAAGGUUCGGUGCUCGGGGUCGCGACCCUGUGCGCGAUGCACCCGUCGCCGCGAUACAUGCGUCUUCCCUGCCGACGAGGCUCACGUGUCAGUGCCAGAGCGCUAUCUACAGGAUCUGCAGCGUCAAGUUGCCCAAUUCAAAGCCCUGUCAUCUGAGGGCACUUCCACUACCCCGAGGCCGCCAAAUUGGCGGGGGUCGGUAUCGGUCUCCGACCCCGAUCCACCGGCGAUAACGCCGACCUCUCUAGAUACGAGAGCGAGAGCGAUAACAAACAACGACCUUUUGACACCAAGUUCACUGCCGCGCGGGAACAUUGACUCAAAUAACCUUACGACCCGUGAUAGUCUUGGUUUGGCCGAACCGACGACCCGUCCCAACAACCGUGUUCAACGCGAAUCAUCCAAUCUCCCGGAAGCAUACAACCCUCUCGUUGCAAGGGACGUGGCCUAUGUAAGCGGCUCGGAUGAUCGUCGCCUCUUAUUUCUUGGACAUACUUCCACAUGGUCAUUCUGUCGACGCGUCUUCAGGCUGUUGGAAGAUGAUGUCUCUUAUCCAACGACGCAUCGUGCACCACUAAACCUGGAUGGCACCGCCUUCCGCCUACGUUGGCAGCCAAAGACAGAAGUUGAUUCCAACGACUUGGUCAGGCUUCCACCGGUAGACCAUGCGUUGCUCCUGUACAACACAGUCAAGUUCCGCCUAGGUGAGCUUUUCGGAAUUGUGGAUGAGAAGAAUUUCUUGAGAAUUUUUGAUGAAUUCCACCAGAAUCCAUUAAAAACAGCACAGACACAUCUCCUCUGGUUUAUCAAGUACCUGAUAGUCAUCGCGUUUGGGAAAGCGCUUAUCUCCUACCCGAAUCAAACAACCGCUUCACCCUCUGGGCCUGAUCUUGCGACACGCGCGCUGUCAUUACUUCCAGAUGUGGCGUUCCUACAAGAUGAGCGUCCAGCUUUGCUUUCCAUUGAGGUUUGCGCUCUGAUUGCGCUGUAUUUCCAGUCAGUCGACAUGCGGUCCCCGGCAUAUCAAUAUAUUGGUCAAGCUCUCCGUCUUGCCUUCCACGAUGGUCUCCAUCGCAGGUUGUCGGAAGACGUCAUAGACCCUGAUAUUACCACUCGCUGCAGUAACGUAUGGUGGACAAUAUACGUGAUCGAUCAAGAGCUCACAGCAGGUCUUGGAUGCCCUCCUACCAUCCCAUUAAACAGCAUUACCAUGCCUUUACCUGAUACACAGUCUCUGUCAAUGCCCACGAAAGCACUCGCAUUGCGAAGUCGUCUGUCGCAGAUUAAUUCAAUGAUUUAUAGUACUAUUUAUAGCUUUGACGAAAACAUGGGACCUGACUUUGUUUCCAGUAUCACCUCGGUUCUACAUAAGCUGGCCGAGGUCUCGCGUGAGAUAGACGAGGUCACAUCUAGCUUCAAAGCCAAUGGAGGAGAGCUCCCUCAUAUUUUCUACGGCAUCACGCUAUCUCACCACCAUUGCAUUGUAUUGGCAACUCGACCUUUGGUGCUUUGGCUUCUUAUCCGGAGUGUGACUCCUAGCACUUUUGACUUGCGGUUAUUACCUCGCCCAAUCGCAAAACUGCUUGAAAAGUCGGUUCAGUCCGCAACGACAUCCUUACGCAUUCUAUCGAACAUGUUAGAUCGCGAGAUGCUUGAAACCUUCCUUCCGUUUCCAUUGGAGUACGCCUUCUCUUCAGCGGUACUCCUCUCAAUUCUCAGCGCGAUUCUUCCUACAUACGUCCUGGACUCUGGAUGGCGUCGUGCAAUGUCAGCUGUUUUUGAAGAGAUGAUCGGAAAGGGAAAUGUAGUUGCUAAAUUGCGAAAGGCAGAGUUGACUCAUCUAGAGGCGCUUCUAGAUGCUCAGCGAAGGCAGGUCUCUAUGGCAUCCCUUCAAUCAUUUUCCGUUCCACGAUAUACGUCGGAUUCUGCGAGCACAUCCCAGCUUUUAUCUACUCCAAAUCUUGGACAUGAAGCGCAGUAUGACAAUCAUUCCAAUUCAUUCGAGGUUGGUUGGAACGAUUCGGAUGGCUUUCUAGACCCCUUUGAAACGGGAUCUGAAGACAUCCUUGCGCUUGCGGAGCAACUGGAGCAUGAUGACUUUUCGUUUCCCUUUUAA